AUGUCAUCCCCUACCGGACGGGAGCUUACCAUCUAUCUCUAUCUCUUUUCUAUUAUUGCGGUCUUCCCAUUUCUUACUUCAGCCAGUAGCUCCUUGAAGUUUGAUCUAUUUGGCAACAUGUACAGAGUUCAUGUCAUCAAUGGCUUCAGCAGCAAUGACCUGCCAUUUUUACUUCAUUGUUGGUCGAGCAAUGACGAUCUAGGGCACCAUAGUCUCUACAUUGGCGGUGACUUUAACUUCCACUUUGGCCUCCGGAUUAUACCUCCCUCUACCCGUUUCUGGUGUGACAUGAACCGCGGCCCAAAAUAUAUUCCUCAAGUUAGUGUGUUUGAGGAGGAUGAAGUGCUGCAUUUGUGCAGCCACACGCAGCAAUGCUAUUGGCGGGGGCAAGAUAACGGACUCUAUUUCUGCAAUGAUAACUCCUCCUAUUUCAAGUUGUAUGACUGGUAUAUCAGAAAAAAGGAAAGGUGA
Messenger RNA from Turnera subulata, 471 nucleotides. NCBI's taxonomy places the organism in Eukaryota, Viridiplantae, Streptophyta, Magnoliopsida, Malpighiales, Passifloraceae. The record is from the annotation of a GenBank genome assembly.